Messenger RNA from Hydatigera taeniaeformis, 246 nucleotides. NCBI's taxonomy places the organism in Eukaryota, Metazoa, Platyhelminthes, Cestoda, Cyclophyllidea, Taeniidae. The record is from the annotation of a GenBank genome assembly.
AAAAUGGGCUUCACUGCUAACUCUCCUCCCCCUCGCCUCCUCCUCCUCCUCCUCCUCCUCCUCACUGGUCUUCGCUUUCCCCAUCCCACUUCACCCCACCCUGAUGCAGCACCCCACCGCAUCCAUUGCGACGUAUUCAUUUGGGCGUGUGUCGAUGUUGAUGUGAUGUGUGGCGUCGGAGGUGUUGUUGAAACCACAAGCGUCACAGUGCGGAUGUACCGAGUGCACUGCAAUGGAGAUGCGUAA